AAGGGCCAGUCCCAAGAUGCAGAUAUAACCUGGCCCUUCUUCAUUUGAGUUCUCUAACAAACGGGGGGGGAAGUACCACCUGGAGUCCUGUUUUCUGUAUAGAUACUCAGGGUACAUCAGAACGCAGACAGAUAUCAAAACUCCCUCAUCACAUGCACACAUUGAGCUCAGGAAGCAAACACACAAACACACACACACACACACACACACACACACACAUACAGCUUUGUUGUUCAGCAGAAGAAACUCAGGACGUGUACUGUCAUCAUCAGCUCUUGACGUCUGUCUUCCUGCACUCUUCAGGCUCGGGCUGCUCUGAGCUCGGCCUUACGGACCGACGAUGCCACAGCCUGCACAGCAUCCGCUCACCAAAGUCCUCCUGCUUUGGCUCACCCUCCUCUCCAUCGUCCAGAUUGUCUUCAUCACCGUCUUCUUCACAGUCGGACCUCAUGACAGGUCUCAGAACUGUAGCGCUGUAGCAUCAGAAUCCGCAAAGCUAAUGAAGUCAAACAAUGCACAUUUGAGUCCUUCAGAGCAUGAGCAUCAACUGGGAAAGGGCAAAAUGCUCACCUUCAGGAGUAUUGGAGGAGGUAACAGAAGAAUGAAAUGGCAAUCAAAAAAUCCAAGUAAAGGCCUGAUCUCAGUACAAGAGGACGUCCUAACCAUAGAUAGGGAUGGACACUACUUCCUAAGUCUUCAGGUUACCUUGAAGGAUUGUAAUAAAAUUCAGUUACCUGAAGGCAAAUACGUCAACAUCAGUAUGAUAUUGACGAAUGGAUCUCAGAAUCCCAAAACUCUUUUGGAGGGCCGGAUUAGCACAGACACAUGCACAGGCUUCCUUGCCAGGGCAACAGAGCUCACCGCAGACUAUCAUAAGGUCACCAUAGACGUGGAAGCCCCUUCCACGUUUAUGGUGGACGAACAGGAAUCUCUUACCCACCUUGAUAUCAUUUACAUGUCUUCAUCCUGAAGUGUGUUCAGAUGUUACGAUGGCAGCGUCUUCUCCAGGUUCUCCUGUCACCAAACAGACCUCUGCCUUCGUCUUUACAUCAUAAGAUGAGUCGAUCACUUAACCAGCUUCAUGCAGUCAGAGCGGUGCCUGAUUCAAAGAAAACGCUUGAAGGGCUGAAGUCAACAAUAAGGACUGUCUUUUACCCACAGGCUGGAUAAAAAACAAAAAACAUUCUAUUAAAUUCUGAAAAGACUUUAAAUCCACCUUUAAACACAAUUCACAUUACUUCAAGAGCCCAAAUGAUAAGGCCAGUAUACUGUAUACAUAGCAGCUCAGGAUUGGACUAAAGUUGACAGCAUCACUACAAAUCUGUUUCUUGUGCCCCGGUGCUUAUUUGUUAUGAUUUCAAGUCAAACUCAAAACUCACUUGUACAGAACUAAUGAAAUACCAGCUAGCAUACUGUUGGUUUUGGGGGAUUCCCCCCCUUUACUGCAAAUAUUGUUCUCAUUGCUUCUCAGAUAUCAGUGAUCAGAGAGCACACCUGUGGUCUAUAAAAUCAGUAUUCAGAGUGAGCAGAGCUUACUUGAUUGUUUGAACUUCCUGGUGAUGUUGUCUGAGUUUCUAACAUUUCAAAUUUGUAUUGAGUGCACACAGAGAAUGUAUUUAAGUCCAGUUCUAUGUGAUUUGCACAACUCUUAUUUGCUGAUUUAUUUCUUGACAUGUUUUGAAGCAUCUAUGUUGUGUUAAUUUAUUGUUUGGACCACAACUAUAAAUACACUGUACAAUAUGUGUGCAUGAUGUAUUUUUUUUUAAUUAUCUUUAUUGUUUUGUUUAUUUAUAUAUUAUUCCAUAGUAAGGCAAUUUAUUGAACAGGGAAUGUACGUCACUGUGUGGCAAUGAAUGUGUUU
Labrus mixtus (cuckoo wrasse) is the source of this 1861-nucleotide messenger RNA. RefSeq lists its product as uncharacterized. The transcript is spliced from 4 exons. The coding region runs from base 341 to 970 and encodes 209 amino acids. Gene Ontology annotation, molecular function: protein binding. Lineage: Eukaryota; Metazoa; Chordata; Actinopteri; Labriformes; Labridae. The record is from RefSeq and is a predicted model, not a curated record.